AUGUUCACCAACUCCUAUCGCCCCAUCCCACCGCACGAAGAUGGCAUCCCCCCCUCCCCCUCCGCUUCAACAAGUUACGGUACAUCCGGCCUUCCGCCCGCCUACGCCGACUCCGACAUUCCCGACGACUUCAAAUAUGGCACCAGCGUCGCUGCAGCUGCUCAGGACAUUCGCCUCGCAUUCGUGCGGAAGGUGUAUUCCAUUCUGGCGUGCCAGCUGGGGUUGACGAUGGCGUUGGGCGCUUUGUUUAUGUUUAAUGAUGGGGUCAAGGGCUGGGUUCAGUCGAAUGCGUGGCCAAUGUAUACAAGCCUGAUCGCCACCUUCGUCUUUCUUUUCGCUCUGCACUGGAAGCGCCGCUCGCACCCGGUCAAUCUCUACCUCCUCGCCGCGUUCACCGCCAGCGAGGCGUACUCCAUCGCUGUCCUGGUCACUUUCUUUGACUCGAUUGUGGUUUUGCAGGCUGUGAUCUUGACCUUUGCUUUAUUCGUCGGCCUAACCCUCUUCACGCUCCAAACCAAAUACGAUUUCUCCUCCUGGGGCCCCUUCCUGUUCGGCUGCCUCUGGGUGCUCGUCAUCUCCGGCUUCAUCCAGCUGUUCUUCCCGUUCGGCUCGGCGGCCAAUUUCGCGAUCGCCGUGGGCACAGCCCUCCUGUUCUGCGGGUUUAUUUGCUUUGAUACGCAAAUGAUACUCACCCGUUUGAGCCCUGAGGAAUACAUCGUGGCCUCCGUCGAGCUGUACCUCGACAUUCUCAAUCUGUUCUUGGCAAUCCUACGAAUCCUGAACGCAAGGAACGAUUGA
Fimicolochytrium jonesii is the source of this 798-nucleotide messenger RNA. Its product is annotated as transmembrane BAX inhibitor motif-containing protein. The record is from RefSeq and is a predicted model, not a curated record. Gene Ontology annotation, cellular component: membrane. NCBI's taxonomy places the organism in Eukaryota, Fungi, Chytridiomycota, Chytridiomycetes, Spizellomycetales, Powellomycetaceae. The transcript has 6 exons. The coding region runs from base 1 to 798 and encodes 265 amino acids.